Molecule: messenger RNA, 2509 nt
Organism: Trichophyton rubrum CBS 118892
Lineage: Eukaryota; Fungi; Ascomycota; Eurotiomycetes; Onygenales; Arthrodermataceae
Exons: 3
Coding region: 314-1879 (521 amino acids)
Biological process (GO): UDP-alpha-D-glucose metabolic process; glycogen metabolic process
Cellular component (GO): cytoplasm
Molecular function (GO): UTP:glucose-1-phosphate uridylyltransferase activity
Source: RefSeq, a predicted model, not a curated record
UAGGAAAAAGGAGACGCCCGUAGACAAUCAAGCAGACCCAGCGAGCUCCCCUUUGCCCCUGAGCUACGUAAGAUAGGCGUUUACUUAUUUAUAUCUCGCUGGCAAGCCUCGAUAUUAUUUUAUUCUGUAGAAAGCCGAACUCUCAACCACCACCAUCACCCUCACCACCACCACCAUCACCCUCAGCAUCGCCAUCACCAGAUUGCCUGCCGGUGCCUGAUCUCGCUCAAUUGACUCCUUGCCGCAGCAGCUACUCGAAGCUCCGAGCUUAACACUAAAACGCCCGUCGUUUGUUUAUCCGGCCUCCCUCGACAUGGCUAGUGGCAGGGCAUUUGCAACCCAUCUCCAGGCUCCCGGGGCAGAGGGACGCGAUGAGAGCCAGAGCAGACACCAUUUCAAGUCUCAGUCCAACAUGGCCUUCGAGAGCGCCUCGACAAACGUGGCGGCCGCGCAGAUGCGCAACGCCCUCAACGCCCUUAGUGACACCGUCAAGGAUCCCGCCGAAAAGAAGCGAUUCGAGGCCGAGAUGGACAACUUCUUCUCGCUCUUCCGCAGAUACCUGAACGACAAGGCCAAGGGCAACGUCCUCUCCUGGGACCGCAUUGCUCCUCCACAGCCCAACCAGGUGGUCGAGUACGACGACCUGGGCGAGUCCGCCUCGGUCGAGUAUCUCAAGAAGCUCGCAGUCGUCAAGCUCAAUGGUGGCCUCGGUACCUCUAUGGGAUGCGUGGGACCAAAGUCCGUCAUCGAGGUCCGCGAGGGCAUGUCCUUCCUCGAUCUCUCCGUCAGACAGAUCGAGUACCUCAACCGCACCUACAACGUCAGCGUGCCCCUGGUGCUCAUGAACUCCUUCAACACCGACGACGACACCCAGUCCAUCAUCAAAAAGUACGAGGGCCACAACAUCGACAUCAUCACCUUCAACCAGUCCAGAUACCCCCGUAUCCUCAGGGACUCCCUUCUCCCGGCCCCCAAGAGCUACGACUCCGCCAUCAGUGACUGGUACCCCCCAGGCCACGGAGACGUCUUCGAGUCCCUCAUGAACUCGGGCACCCUCGACAAGCUGCUCGACCGCGGUGUCGAGAUCAUCUUCCUCUCCAACGCUGACAACUUGGGUGCUGUCGUCGACAUGCGCAUCCUCGAGCACAUGGUCAAGAACGACGCCGAGUACAUCAUGGAGCUCACCAACAAGACCAAGGCUGACGUCAAGGGUGGUACCAUCAUCGACUACGAGGGUAAGGCCCGUCUGCUUGAAAUCGCCCAGGUGCCCAAGGAGCACGUCAACGAGUUCAAGUCCAUCAAGAAGUUCAAGUACUUCAACACCAACAACAUCUGGAUGAACCUCCGCGCCGUCAAGCGUGUUGUCGAAGAGGGCGGCCUCCAGAUGGAGAUCAUCCCCAAUGGCAAGACCAUCCCUGCCGACAAGAAGGGCGAGGCAGACAUCUCCAUCAUCCAGCUCGAGACUGCCGUCGGUGCUGCCAUCCGCCACUUCAAGAACGCUCACGGCGUCAACGUGCCCCGUCGCCGCUUCUUGCCCGUCAAGACCUGCUCGGACCUCAUGCUCGUCAAGUCUGACCUCUACACCCUCAAACACGGCCAGCUCGUCAUCGACCCCAACCGCUUCGGUGACGCCCCCUUGAUCAAGCUCGGAACAGACUUCAAGAAGGUCUCCGACUUCAUGAACCACAUCCCCAGCAUCCCCCGUAUCCUCGAGCUCGACCACCUCACCAUCUCCGGUGCUGUCAACCUCGGCCGUGGUGUCACCCUCAAGGGAACCGUCAUCAUUGUGGCCACCGAGGGCAGCACCAUUGACAUCCCCCCAGGCUCCAUCCUUGAGAACGUCGUCGUCCAGGGCAGUCUUCGCAUCCUCGAGCAUUAGACGCUGGACUCUUUUCUUCGCAUAUUCCACUGCCAUUCUCACCACCCCUCUCAUGGCUAUCAUCAUGUCAUUGGAACAUUGACAUGCUAUUGCCAUUGCCUUGCUCUACAGUAUCCCGUUUUAAUCCUUUUUCUCUGUCUGCGUGCAAAGUUUCCUAUUUCAUACUAAAGAAAAAACCUGCUGUCGUCGGCGUUGUCUUCCUCUUUUACUCUUUUUUUUUUCCCUCCUGAGCGUCUCCUAAUCAACAAAUAACAAAAUGCUUAUUUACUGACAUUCCUUCCCUUUACAUAUACUAAGAGAGAAAAAAAUGCAGAAACCAAAUAAUAAGAUGAGCGGUUAUACGUGUGUGAAUCGAAGCAAAAGUGGUCAUCGAAAAUGGACAACUAUUAUUUACUGUCUCCUAUACUCAAUUGUUCCUAUUGAUUGACGGAAAAUGCAAUCCAUCAUACCCCUUAGGCCAUGGCUUUUUAUUUCAUAGUCCCUUUAGAUAGUAUUACACGCAACAAAAAACAGUGCAUAGAAUAUGCCAGGGUUAGAUACUGCAUUCAACAUUUUACCAGCAUCCUCCCUAUAAAUGCCCCGUAGGCUCCCACGCCAAACAAGAGAGGUGAUGUCCUUCCUAGACCAAAA